Messenger RNA from Procambarus clarkii (red swamp crayfish), 1562 nucleotides. The record is from RefSeq and is a predicted model, not a curated record. Lineage: Eukaryota; Metazoa; Arthropoda; Malacostraca; Decapoda; Cambaridae.
CGGGUUGCCAGACGACACCACUCAACCAAGCCAGCCAGCCGUCGUCACUCACGCCGCCACCAGCCAGCCGUCGCCACUCACGCCGCCACCAGCCAGCCGUCGCCACUCACGCCGCCACCAGCCAGCCGUCGUCACUCACGCCGCCACCAGCCAGCCGUCGCCACUCACGCCGCCACCAGCCAGCCGUCGCCACUCACGCCGCCACCAGCCAGCCGUCGUCACUCACGCCGCCACCAGCCAGCCGUCGUCACUCACGCCGCCACCAGUCAGCCGUCGUCACUCACGCCGCCACCAGCCAGCCGUCGUCACUCACGCCGCCACCAGCCAGCCGUCGUCACUCACGCCGCCACCAGCCAGCCGUCGUCACUCACGCCGCCACCAGCAGCCGUCGUCACUCACGCCGCCACCAGCCAGCCGUCGUCACUCACGCCGCCACCAGCCAGCCGUCGUCACUCACGCCGCCACCAGCGAGCCGUCGUCACUCACGCCGCCACCAGCCAGCCGUCGUCACUCACGCCGCCACCAGCCAGCCGUCGUCACUCACGCCGCCACCAGCCAGCCGUCGCCACUCACGCCGCCACCAGCCAGCCGUCGUCACUCACGCCGCCACCAGCCAGCUGUCGUCACUCACGCCGCCACCAGCCAGCCGUCGUCACUCACGCCGCCACCAGCCAGCCGUCGUCACUCACGCCGCCACCAGCCAGCCGUCGUCACUCACGCCGCCACCAGCCAGCCGUCGUCACUCACGCCGCCACCAGCCAGCCGUCGUCACUCACGCCGCCACCAGCCAGCCGUCGUCACUCACGCCGCCACCAGCCAGCCGUCGUCACUCACGCCGCCACCAGCAGCCGUCGUCACUCACGCCACCACCAGCCAGCCGUCGCCACUCACGCCGCCACCAGCCAGCCGUCGUCACUCACGACGCCACCAGCCAGCCGUCGUCACUCACGCUGCCACCAGCCAGCCGUCGUCACUCACGCCGCCACCAGCCAGCCGUCGCCACUCACGCCGCCACCAGCCAGCCGUCGCCACUCAUGCCGCCACCAGCCAGCCAUCGUCACUCACGCCGCCACCAGCCAGCCGUCGUCACUCACGCCGCCACCAGCCAGCCGUCGCCACUCACGCCGCCACCAGCCACCCCUGACAGCACUGUUGUAGCUCUGAUACACUUCGCCACGGAACUCUCAGGGACAGACCUCAAACGACGGUACAGAAUACUGAAUGACCUGUACAAGGUGAACAAACUUCCGACCUUUGUGAUACCAGAGGCAAUGUUUACCGACCGCUCUACUCAACCAGAGGCCGACCCUACACCUGCAGCACCUGUCAACCCGGACCCGGCAAGCACCAGCACUUCGGCAGCUUCCCCACCGAUCAUAACACCUGUCACCGAACCUGCAAGUCAACCACCACCACCAGUCACACAAAUGACUGACCCAGUCCUGACGACAGCAAAGGAACCUGAAGAAAUUGAUAGACCAGCAACCCCGAAAUUUCUCAACCCCUACGUGACCAAAGGGAAAUUAUUCAACCCCUAUGUGUCCCUCAAGAUGGCUACGUGA